Messenger RNA from Bufo bufo (common toad), 4056 nucleotides. RefSeq names its product kinesin family member 5C (gene KIF5C). The transcript is spliced from 26 exons. Gene Ontology annotation, molecular function: microtubule binding; microtubule motor activity; ATP binding. Gene Ontology annotation, biological process: microtubule-based movement. NCBI's taxonomy places the organism in Eukaryota, Metazoa, Chordata, Amphibia, Anura, Bufonidae. The record is from RefSeq and is a predicted model, not a curated record. Bases 1 to 2874 code for a protein of 957 amino acids.
AUGGCAGAUCCCGCUGAGUGCAGCAUCAAGGUGAUGUGCCGCUUCCGGCCUCUGAACAGCUCCGAGAUCCAGAGGGGCGACAAGUUCAUCCCCCUCUUCAAGGGAGACGACACCGUGGUGGUCGGGCAAUCAAAGCCAUAUAUCUACGAUAAAGUUUUACCUCCUAACUCAACCCAGGAGCAAGUAUAUAACGCCUGCGCGAAACAGAUUGUCAAAGAUGUUUUGGAUGGUUAUAAUGGAACCAUUUUUGCCUACGGUCAGACAUCGUCUGGAAAAACACACACGAUGGAGGGGAAGCUACACGAUUCUCAGCUUAUGGGGAUCAUCCCAAGGAUUGCACGGGACAUAUUUGAUCACAUCUAUUCAAUGGACGAAAACCUAGAAUUUCAUAUAAAGGUCUCUUACUUUGAAAUUUAUUUAGACAAAAUCCGGGAUUUGCUGGACGUAUCUAAAACAAACCUGGCCGUGCACGAAGAUAAAAAUCGUGUCCCCUAUGUGAAGGGCUGUACAGAGAGGUUUGUAUCCAGUCCAGAGGAAGUGAUGGACGUUAUAGAUGACGGGAAGGCAAACAGACACGUUGCAGUCACAAAUAUGAACGAGCACAGCUCCAGAAGUCACAGUAUUUUCCUCAUCAACAUAAAGCAAGAAAACAUUGAGACUGAGAAGAAACUCUGUGGGAAGCUCUACCUGGUCGAUCUGGCGGGAAGUGAAAAGGUCAGCAAAACUGGAGCAGAGGGAGCAGUUUUGGAUGAAGCGAAAAACAUUAAUAAGUCUUUAUCUGCACUGGGCAACGUCAUCUCCGCGCUGGCUGAGGGAACGAAAAGCCAUGUUCCAUACAGAGACAGUAAGAUGACCAGGAUACUUCAGGACUCCCUUGGCGGGAACUGUCGGACAACCAUCAUAAUCUGCUGCUCCCCAUCCAUCUUCAAUGAGGCUGAAACAAAAACCACGCUCAUGUUCGGCCAGCGGGCCAAGACUAUCAAGAACACCGUGUCUGUGAAUCUGGAGCUGACGGCUGAGGAGUGGAAGAAGAAAUAUGAAAAAGAAAAAGAGAAAAACAAGUCACUUAAGAACAUCAUUCAGCAUCUGGAGAUGGAAUUGAACCGAUGGAGAGGCGGGGAAGCAGUGCCAGUAGAUGAACAAAUCAGUUCAAAGGAUCAAAAGACCCUGGAGCCAUGUGACAACACACCUAUCAUUGACAACUUGCCCCCAGCUGCUGCCUGCAUCUCUUCUGAGGAAAAGAAGAAAUACGAUGAAGAUAUCGCCUCUUUGUACCAUCAGUUGGAUGACAAGGAUGAUGAAAUCAAUCAACAGAGUCAGCUCGCUGAAACACUGAAGCAGCAAAUGCUUGAUCAAGACGAGCUCCUGGCAUCAACCCGCAGAGAUUAUGAGAAAAUCCAAGAGGAAUUGACCCGGCUUCAGAUUGAGAACGACGCUGCCAAGGAUGAAGUCAAGGAAGUUCUCCAGGCCCUGGAGGAGCUGGCUGUAAAUUAUGACCAGAAGUCUCAGGAGGUGGAGGACAAGACCAAGGCCAACGAGCAGCUGACAGAUGAACUGACACAAAAAACGACCAGUCUGAUUACAACACAGCGUGAACUUCAUCAGCUGCAGGAACUCAGCAGCCACCAGAAGAAGAGGGCGAACGAGAUCCUAAAUCUGCUGCUGAAGGACCUGGGCGAGAUCGGGGGCAUUAUUGGCACAAAUGAUGUCAAAACACUGGCGGAUGUGAAUGGCGUCAUUGAAGAGGAGUUCACCAUGGCCCGUCUGUACAUUAGCAAAAUGAAGUCUGAAGUCAAGUCUCUUGCAAACCGCAGCAAACAGCUGGAGACAGCGCAGAUUGAGGGGAACCGCAAAAUAAAUGCCACCGAAAAGGAGCUUGCAGCCUGCCAGCUCCUCAGCUCCCAGCAUGAAGCAAAGAUCAAAUCCCUGACCGAUUACAUGCAGAACAUGGAGCAGCGGCGCCGACAGCUGGAAGAGGCCCAGGAUUCUCUUAAUGAGGAGCUGGCAAAACUCCACGCACAAGAAAAAAUGCAUGAAGUCUCCUUCAAGGAUAAGGAGAAAGAGCACCUGACCCGUCUCCAAGAUGCCGAGGAGAUGAAGACAACACUGGAGCAGCAGAUGGAAAGUCACAGAGAAGCGCAUCAGAAGCAGCUGUCUCGCCUACGUGAUGAGAUAGAGGAGAAGCAGAAGAUGAUCGAUGACCUCAAAGACCUCAACCAGAAGCUGCAGCUCCAGAAAGACAAACUGACCUCCGAUUAUGAGAAGCUGAAGGCCGAAGAUGAGCAGAGGGAGAUGGAACUGCAGGAACUUAUGCAGCUUAAUGAGAAGAGGGAGCAAUCACGGGAGGAUCUCAAAGGCCUUGAGGAGACAGUGGCCCGGGAACUUCAGACUUUACACAACCUGCGCAGACUCUUUGUUCAGGAUCUCACCACCAGAGUGAAGAAGAGUGUGGAAUUGGACAGUGAUGACGCCGGGGGAAGCGCAGCGCACAAACAGAAGAUCUCCUUCUUGGAAAACAACCUGGAGCAGCUGACAAAAGUUCACAAACAGCUUGUCCGGGAUAACGCAGAUCUGCGAUGUGAACUUCCUAAACUGGAGAAACGUCUUCGAGCUACUGCUGAGCGAGUCAAGGCUUUGGAAGGCGCUCUUAAGGAAGCCAAAGAGAACGCCAUGAGGGACCGUAAACGCUACCAGCAAGAGGUUGAUCGCAUCAAGGAAGCUGUGAGAGCAAAGAACAUGGCACGGAGGGUGCACACUGCCCAGAUUGCAAAACCAAUUCGCCCCGGACAUUACUCAGUAUCCUCUCCUACAGCUGCACAUGUCAUCCGAGGAGGGGGAUCUGUGCAUUCAUCCUACUACCACAAUACAAAAUAAUUGAGAGAUUAGAAGAUCAUCGCUAAGCAUGUGGCGCCACCAACUUCACGCUCGCCAGUCGUACACAUGUCGAUGCAACUUUCUGAGCUCUUUACAGUCAUGAAGAAGCAGCCCUGACUCUCGCCUUUCAUCCAGCGUCUUCAUCAAAAAUAAACCAUCGAUGUGCAGAGUUGUGCUUAUCUCAGCCUAUGUAAUAUAUGGAACAUGAUCAUCCACUGAAUUAUGCCGCUGUGACCUCAAGUGACCGGCUGUGCCGCCAUGUUGGUGCAGACGUUUUGCUCUGUGUUUGUUCUUGGAGGGGGUAAAAUUUCACCCCCCGAAAGGCUCUUUUGGCCUCUCGAUCGGAUCAUUGGUCUGUUACAUGUUACACCCCUCUUCUCCUACUUUCCUUUCCGUGGUUACGAGAAUGAAUGAAUAAAAAAAAAUAAGAAUAAAAUAAAUAUUAAUAAAAUAAAAGAAAGAAUAAUAAAUAAAAAAUAUAUAAAUAUCGAAUAAUAAGAGUAAUGCUACACACGUGAAGUCAUAUAUAACUGGAAUGUAUUUUUAUGGAUAUUAUGCAGUGUUAAGGGGAGGACAUUGGGAUGUUAGUCCUUCUUCUUAGCCCUUAGUUCAUUGACUAUUUCUGUCUUGAGCUGAAGACUUGAGCAAUCAAACCCUGACUGGUUGCUAGGGACUUCCUACAUGACUUUAUUGAAAUGACUAUGGUUGCUAGGGAGUGUCUCUCUAGCAACCAGACUGUGAAACAUGACAUAGCAGUUCCAGUCUACACUGUAUUGGCACCUUAUGGCCAUACUAUGUUAUUUCACAUCUCAGACUGUGAUAUUAAUAAUAUUUUCCAAAAAAUUAGGUGGCAAACAUUAUAUUAUAAUUGGUCAGCUAGCUCCUUUUGCGCCAUGUCAUGUACAGUAUGUUACAGCAAUGGUGUGGGCUCUGGAGUUGGCUGGCACCUGGCUCUCACUACCAGGGUCGGGGCCAACUCCAAUCCCGGCAGUUUUACUCCUCAGACCGUGGCAGCCGAGAGGUUAGAUAGAUGGAGCUUCCUCUGUCCUCCCAUUGGCACCACACGAAUGCAAACGUGGCCAAGUAGUUGUAAUGGCAGCAGUGAGCCUUCUGAAGUCCCCUGAAAUAUCCCUGCCACUACGACAGGAUGCAACAGGCUGCCUGCCAGAAUCAAUAUGCACU